UGUCUGCACAGUUCUGGCGGGGGGCAGCGAGCCCUCUGCGGAGCUGCUUUCCUGGGGAUGGUGAGCUCUCUGCGGAGCUGUUUCCUUGGGGACGGAGAGCCGCUGUCUGCUCCCGUGUUUAGGUAGAUGGGGAGGGUGUGGAGUUGUGAUCUAACUGGCUGCCGCUCAGCAGCAGCUGAAACGCUAUUGCGCUUGUGACUGUGACUAGGUCACUGAGUCGCCUGCUGGGCUGCCGCCUCAGAGUGAGUGAGGACUCGCCGGAUUCUGGGGCUCUUAUUCGUCGAGAAAGAAUCCGACGGGAAGUUUAUGGCGAAAAAUAGCAGCCGGCAGUGAAACGGAAGAUCCGCGCGACAAGGCUUGAUGGCGCGCUGAGUUUCUGUGGAGCGAUGAGGUUUGAGAAUGUGCAGCGGCAGGUUUUAGACAAGGAGCAGCCGGCGGAGGUCUAUCUGGGCCGGCAUUUAAAUUGACUCAACGACGGAACAGUGAAAAGGUCUGGCGCCCUGGUGAGAGGAGUGGCCAUCGCGGAGAGGUAGAUUUUAAAGAUUGAUUAUCUCCACUGCCUGACGUCAGGAAGGGUGUUCACAUGGGCUUAGGAAAAAGGUUGUGCCAAGCUACAUUUCAACUGAGGCCAUUUCAAUGGUAGGAUGCCAAAAUUAAACAGCCAAGGACCUCAACUGGAGAUGUAGUUAUCUACUAGCCCAAUACCAUGAACCUAUGCUUGGCCAUGUAAGAUGCAGUCAAGGCCCAAUUGUACAGAAAAUAAGUUUGCUUCAUUUACUUUUAACAAAGACUUUCAGAAACCACCUCGACUAUUUUAUGAAGCUGAGCAGCAACCAAUGAAUUUGCUUGCAACACUGGAGGUCAAAGCAGAACGCAGGUUUAAAUGGAGUGGAUAUCUUUUUGCGUGGAAAGCAAAACUGGGCACCCUGUUUUUGGGUGUAAUAAUACUAUGCCUAGUAAUGGCAUCUUAUAUUUUAACCAGAAACCAACAGAGACUACUGCUCACUCCAUCGCCAUUCCAAUACAGUACCAGCACAAAUAGUAACUUCCUAGAACUGGACUCGACAGAGUUUGAGGAUGACACCGAUGAGCUUUCCUCUCCACUAAAUUGGAUUGGAAGUACUAAUUAUUUAAAAUCUGAACUCAUUAUUAAAACCCGCAAUUUCAAACUUCAACUCACGCCAAGAAGACUGCCAGAGUGGAAUGAUCUUAUCAAAGAAGAAGCACAUAUAUUUUCAGUUAUUCCAAGGAGGUUUCUUCAGAAUGUAAAGAAUCAUUGUUGGUACAUGAAAUAUACGGGAACUGCAUCAACAGACCCCUACAAGAAUAAUGCAUAUUUUUUGCACACAAAGCAUUUCCAAAUGAUAUUUGAUUACCUGAGAAAGGUCAUUUGGAAACAUUUGCAACACCACGAUGGUGAACAUUAUCGCCUCCGCUGUCUUCCAUAUUUCUACAUAAUCGGACAGCCAAAGUGUGGGACUACUGAUCUGUAUAACAGACUUAGACUGCAUCCUGAAGUGAGCUUUUCCAUUGUCAAAGAGCCUCACUGGUGGACAAGAAAAAGGUUUGGGAUCAUUCAGCCCUGGAAUGGAUUCCAUGGCCGCUAUCUAAUUGAAGAUUACUUGGAUUUGUUUGAUCUAGCAGCACAUCAGAUUCAGAAUCAGAUAUCCAAUUCAUCUGCUGAACAAGAAAUGGACAGCAAUAUGAUUAUUGGUGAGGCAAGUGCUUCCACGAUGUGGGAUAAUAAUGCAUGGCAGAGUUUCUAUGGUCGCACAGCUAACAGUGAGCCGCCAUAUUUAAUUCAGGAUUUCCUACAUGCAGUUCUGCCAGCUGCUAAGCUUAUUGUUAUGCUCAGAGACCCUGUUGAGAGGCUGUAUUCUGACUACUUGUACUUCAUAAGUGCUAACAAAUCUGUGGAGGAUUUUCAUGAAAAGGUGAAAGAUUCUCUGCAAAUAUUCGACAGCUGCCUCAUGCACUCUUCCCUUAGAUCCUGUGUGUACAACUGCACUGUGAACUCUGCCAUGCCUGUACGAUUGCAGAUUGGGUUAUAUGCUGUCUUCUUGUGGGACUGGUAUGCUGUUUAUAACCAAAACCAAUUUCUUAUUCUCCGGCUGGAAGAACAUGCAGCUGAUGUAAAGAAUAGUAUGGACAGGGUCUUCAGAUUCUUGGAUCUAGGAAAUUUGACAGAGAAACAGGAGGCAGCCAUUAUAAACAACCCAGCAUCAAAUACCAGACGUCCCAAAGACAAAAGCCUUGGGCCUAUGUUACCAGAAACCAGGAAGAUUUUAGAGGAAUUCUACAGACCCUUUAAUGAACAGCUGGCUUUGCUACUUAACAACGAUUCUUUCUUGUGGGAAAAAUAAAUACAGACCAAAUUCACAAAGCUGAAAAAUAUUAACUGUUUUAUACUUUGUGGUCCUGAAAUAUUCAACAGUACAUUGACAGUAGAGUUGAAAAUUUAGUUUUUGAGUUUAUUUUUAAACUCUUACACGAAGACUUAAUCAAAAUUCAACAAGUGUCUUGUUUAAAGUUUAACCCUCAUGAUUUUAACGAGGAACAUUUUCCAAAUUCCUUCACGUAACAUUUCCAUGGAAUAUUUAGGAUUAUAUUAUUUGACACUGUGAUAAAUUCAAAUUCUUAAUCUGUGUACUUUUUAAAAAAUGUAAUCCCCAUGUGAUUUUAAAUAUUUUGUAGGAGUUUCAAUUACAUGUGUAUUUGGUAAAAUUGAAAUAUUCAUAAAUGUCUUCUAAUAUUGCUGCCAAAUAUAAAUAAUGAGAUUUCAAUAAUGGUGCCUACUUUAGUCUUCCAGUAACUUAUAUAGUACAUAACUUCAUAAUAGUUUGCUACAGGAGUUCCUAUUUGUGUCGUUGUUCAUCUUACCACUCCCUGUUGUUUUAUAUCUGAGAACUAGAGUUUGAGAAGCAUCAUCUCCAAUAACUGUUCUAAAAAAAAUAUCAGUUUCAUGUCCUGUUCUUUGCAUGUUUUUAAUCAAACAAUUGUGUUGUUUUAUUCUGGUUGCUUCUAAACAGAUGAAUGAUUGAAUUAUUACAUCUAUGGGACCAAGCUAGACAAAAUGCAGUUUUUCCACCUGGGUUCUGGUGCACGGCAGGCCUCUUUCAGUGUGUUUCACUCAGUGGUUGGUACACACUGAAGCUUUAACUGCAUAUUAUAGAAAAAUAUCCAUGACUGACUUACGCAGGGAAGCAAUUUUCUGUUCAAGUUUGCAAUGUUAGGAGUAGCAGUGCCCCCUGUUGUUAAAAGGUUGCUAUUUGGAAAAUCCAUUCAGCUCUAUGCUGGCUCAAAGGAAACUCAGAUAUUUGUAAUAAUGGAUACAAAUUCUAUAAUGAAAUUAAAAAAAACACCCUACAGAGUCUUGUUAGCUCCAAGGAGAAAAUACUGAUUUAUUAUUCUUUGCGACUCUUGAACAUUUUUAACCAAUGAGGACCUUUAGUUUAAUUGGUGAAAUAUUUAUAUUUUUGAGAGUACUAAUAUUUUUCUAAGAUAAUUUUUAUGUUCAACUAGGUAACAGCACUAGAACAAUGCUUGUCCCUGUUACUCAGUCCGUUACUUCCAGGCCAUUUCCGAAGUAAAACAGUUUAUUUUUUCAAGUUUUCUCUCAAAAAUUAACGAGAGUUCAUUACUGAAGAACUAGUUUAAAAAUAAGUAAUCCCUGGUUAAACAUAAUAUCACUAAUAAUUUCAUAAUUCUAGUAUUAGAAUGGCUCUGCUUUGUCCUUGGGACAGACUAUUAGUGACAUCCUGUGUUACAGACAGUUUUCAUACUCCGCAUCGUACAUUCGAUUGAGAUUGCACAAAUUCAGUUGUUUUGACCUUUCAAUGGGCAGAGUGAUUAUUAAUCCUUUGAUCAGGUUUGCAUUUGAAGGCAAGUGCCAGAGGUUUAAGGAUAGAGUAGUAGAUUUAUGUACAGUUCCACUUUUCAUUUUGCACUCCUUUCAAACCAUUCAUUUUUAAUUGUUUACUGUAUAUUCUAAGGUACUUUGUGGAAAAAAUCAUAAACCUCCUUUAAGUUACUAUGCAAUAUUAUUGUCACAAUUCAGUUUGUCCAAUGUUAUUUUUGGUUCUGUUCUGCUGUCUUUGAUCAUCAUUGUUUGGUUUUCUGUUGCUAAUUGUGAUAACUGACAGCUGUGUUCUUGUGGACUACCUUCCUAGUUACUGUCUCAUUCUACACCACCACCUUUUGGACGGCUCGAUAUUUAGUCCACUCCAACACAUAGAAAACAGAUCUAUUAGAUAACAGAGAGAGAGAAAGAGGGAAAAGAGAAAGAGAGAGAAGUAUUUGGUUAAUACCUCCAGAGACAGAGACCUAUUAGGAUUUGAAGCCUUUAUUAAGUUAAACACCAUUUUUUUCCAUUUAAGAAUUAGCAUUCACCCCAGUGAGCAUUUGAGUUCAUUUUAAAUGUUAAUUUGAAAUUACUUCUGGACCAGUUACAUAAAGAAGUGAAUUUUUGUUAAUUUUAUUCUAUUUUUCUCUAUUUUAAAAUCUAAAAACUAAUAUGAAAUGUGUGAUGACUAUAUUGUGAUACAAAGUUAGCAGUAUUACACCUACACAAGUGGAAAUAAAUGCUGACAUCCCUGCCCUAAAAAAUGUGCUGAUGGCAUCCAUGUUACAAUGCAACUAGGGAUGGGCAACAAAUGCUGCUUUAGCUGCUGACGCCCAAAAAUAAAAAAAAUGUAAAAGGUUUCUUGCAUAGUUUCAAGACAUCAAGCCAUUACUUUCUUUGGUGCCAUGUAAUUACCUAUGUUAUCCAUCGUGGAUUUGCUAAUUAUAUGGACUUUUUUUCCAUAUAAACACAAUUAAUCUAACUCCGGAUUAAAGAAGAUGAAAGUAUUUUCAUGUGGAAAUACCCUGCAUUGCUCUAUGAAAAACAGUAAAGUAUUUGCAGAUGAUUCUUGUGCUAAUGACUAGAUUUCCAUUCAGGGUUAUGAGUAUUUAAGUGGGAAUGUAAACCAACUAUAGUAUGAGAACUGUUUAGUCAUAGUUCCUUGCAAACUGUAGGGAUGGAUAUUCGUGACUUUCUUGUGGCUAUUUUCCUGUCAGAUCGGGAAAGGUGAUGAAAUAAAGGCUUCAGAUUAAAUUACAAACAUAUAUCUGGGGUGUGGAUUUUGGAGUUGUCAGGUUUGAGGAGGAAUGUUGCCAAUACUUGACCCUGCUGUGUAUAAGAUGAUGAGAAGCAUUGAUCAUGUAGAUAGUCAGAGGCUUUUUCCCAGGGCUGAAAUGGCUAGCACGAGAGGGCACAGUUUUAAGGUGCUUGAAGGUAGGUACAGAGGAGAUGUCAGGGGUAAGUUUUUUUACACAGAGAGUGAUGAGUGCGUGGAAUGGGUUGCCAGUGACAGUAGUGGAAGCAGAUACGACAGGUUCUUUUAAGAGACUCCUGGACAGAUAUAUGGAGCUCAGAAAAAUAGAGGGCUAUGGGUAACCCUAGGUAAUUUCUCAGGUAAGGAUAUGUUUGGCACAGCUUUGUGGGCCGUAGGGCCUGUAUCGUGCUGUGGGUUUUGUAUGUUUCUAUGUUUCGAUGCUGUUUCAAACAAGAUCUGGCCACAUGUGGGACGGGGCCUCCUUGUUAGACUCAUAGAGUGUUAUAGAAGUACAACACGGAAACAGGCCAUUCAGCCCAUCUAGUCUGUGCCGAAACCAUAUAAACUGUUCCCAGCCUCCAACGGUAAUAUUAUUAAUUAACAUCAGUUUAUGCAUGUCAGUUCAUAGAACCAUUUCCCCCCGCAAAGAAAUCCAACCUUUCUAAACUGAUGGGUUCACAUCUAACUGGUGAGGUCAUUUCCUGUGAUGAGCUCUCCAUGACAAUGGAUGAUGUAAUCAAUGUCAGACUUCACUAGGUAGUGCACAGUAGGACUGACGCCCACAAUAAAUGAUCUACAGGUGAUGAAGCUUCUUUUCCUCAGGAUUUAUGAAGACCCAAACUUUGGAAGUAAAUUAAUCUGUUCCUUUGAUGCCUAAAGAAAUGCAUCUAUUUCUAUCAUUCAAAGCAACACACACAGAGAAAAUGCUGGAGGAACUGAGCAGGUCAGGCAGCAUCUAUGGAAAUGAGUAAAUGGUCGAGACCCUUCAUAAGGACUAGAAAAGGACGGGGAAAACACCAGAAUAAAGCGAUGGGGUGAUAAUGCAAGCAUGGGCCCUUUGGCCCAUCACAACCAUACUGACCUAAUUGCCCAUCUACACUAUUCUCAGUUGUCAGCAUUAGGGCUAUAUCCUUUAAUGCAUUCCUAGUCCUGAUUCAGGAUCUCAUCCUGAAAGAUUACUCAUCUCUUUGCCUCCCCAGAUGUUGCCUGACCUGAUGAGUGUGCUUGUAGCUCUGUCUGUCCCUGGCCUAUUUAAGUAUCUGUCAAGCGCCUCUUAAACAUAGUGAUUGCAUGGAGCCCACGACCUCUGUUGGCAGUUCAUUCCAGACGUCAAUCACACUCAGCAAAAAGUUUAUCCCUACCUACCUUAAGGUCCCUUGUAAAACUUCUCUCAUCUUAAAACCAUGUCCUCUUGUUCUUGAUACCUGUUCUUAAUGCUGCCUUCAUGUGUCAGGUUGUCCAUCUUUCCAUCCAGGAUACUCUGUGGCUGGUAAGUGAAGACUAACACAAUGGGCUGCUCUAACCUUUGUUCUGCACCAAGCCUAUUCCACAGCUCUGAGGUGACCUGCAGGAAGUUUAUCAUUGAGUUUCUCCACUGUGAGGGAAACGACGAGAAAUGUGCCAACCUCAAAGUGAACCUGUCACUGAAGAAUGACCAUCAUGUUCUUUUCAAGUUGAUCCCAAGGAACUGUGAUAGCAACAAUUCCCAUUGAAAGGGAUAAUAACUUACUGGCUGAUACAUGCACGGUGGAUAAAUGUUCUGAGUUACCGGAAUUUGGGAUAAACAUAUGAUAGUAAUGCAAUUGCAGUGGCACGGUAGCAUGGUGGUUAGCACAAUGCUUUUACAGUACCAGUGACCUGGGUUCAAUUCCCACAGCGGCCUGUAAGGAGUUUGUAUGUUCUCCUUUUGACCGGGUUUCCUCAUACAGUCCACGAUUAGUGGGUUAAUUGGUUAUUAGCUAUACUUUAGCUCAUCUAGUCCACCUUCUCCCAUCGAUCUGCACUGGGACCAUAGCCCUCCGUACCCCUACCAUCCAGGUACCUAUUCAAACUUGUCUUGAAUGCUGAGAUCGAGCUUGCAUGCACCUCUUGAGCUGGCAGCUCGUUCCACACUCUGAGGACCCUCUGAGUGAAGAAGUUUCCCUUAUAUUCUCCUGUAGGUAGUCCCAUGAUUGGGCUGGGCUUAAAUCCUGGGAUUGCUGGGCAGCGCAGCUUGAAAGGCUGUAUAUCAAUAAAAAAACAUUUGAUUGCUAUUUAAUGAAAUGUGGUCACGUCCGGUAUGAACAGGAUCUGGAGGGGUGGUAAUGUCCUUCAUAGCUUCAUGUGCCCAGAAAGAUUCCUCUCUUUCCAUGAAUAUGGUUAAAAGACAAUGUAAAUGACCAUUCUGGCAUUCUCUCUGCUGUUAUGGUGGGAAAUUAGAAGAAACCCUUAUUGAUGAAAUUGUGUAUGUGAAGUGAUAUUAAGCUCUUGAAUUGCAUGUCGAUCUAAACACAAGCAAGAGACAGGAGAGUGGUGAGGAAGAAAGUGGAAUCGUGUUAUUGUCACUGAUAUGACAUGAAGUUUGUUGUUUUGAAGUAGCAAUACAGGUCAAGACAAAAAUCUACCAUAAGCUACCAAAAUACAUAAAUAGUGCAAAAGGAGAAUAAUGAGGUAUUGUUUAUGGACCAUUCCGGAAUCUGAUGGCGGGAAAAAGAAGCUGUUUCUAAAACAUUGACUCUUGGUCUUCAGGCUCCUGUACAUCCUCCCUGAUGGUAGUAAUGAGAAGAGGACAUGUCCCGGAUGGCUGAGGGUCUUUAAUGAUGGAUGCUGCUUUCUUGAAAUGGUUGAAAUCCUGCUAAUCACAAAAUCUUGAAGUGAAUUGUUUCAAGCAUUGCUGAAGGAAGGUUUUAUAAAUGAGUUAAAUAAGGUCAAAGAUAUAGGGGCAAAAUUAGGCCUUUCACCUCAUGAAGUCUGGUCAACCAUUACAUCAUUGCUGAUUUUUUUUCCAACCCCAUUCUCCUGCCUUCUUGCUAUGACCCUUAACCUUAUCUAUCAAGAUCCUAUCAAUUUCUUCUGCAAGUGACUGGAUGAACUCGAGUCAGUGUUGAUUGGCACAUAGAAGGAUUUUAAGUCUGUGGCACUUUUCUGCCUUUGGAUGCAGCCAAUUUGUAGCCUAAAUCCCCUCAACCACAAAUUCUCAAUGUGCUUUACUGGGAAAAGAUCAAUAACAACAUUAUUCUUAAGAAGUGUCCAUUAGGUAGCACCAUUAAUUGUACUGUUUUACAAAUGAAAACAUGACAUGUUGAGAGCAAGUCAUUAUAACCAAAACUUAUUGUAGAUCAAGGGUUCCCAAACUUUUUUAUCCAACGGACCUCUACCAUUAACUGAGGGGUCCGUGAACCCCGGGUUGGGGGCCCCUCCUUUAGAUACUUAAAACUGUGUAUAGUUUGUGAGUUCCGUUCUUCUCAUUGGUGGUAUUGUGGUUAGUGUAAUCCUAUUACAGCCCAGAGUUCAAUUCUGCUGCUUUCUGUAAAAAGUUUGUAUCUCUUUCCCGUGAGUGCAUAUGUUUCCUCCAGAAUUUCCGGUUUCCUUCCACAGCCCAAAGACGUAUUGGUUAGUAGGUUAAUUGGUCAUUGUAAAUUGUCCUGUGAUUAGGCAAGUGCUAAGUAGUUGAGUUUCUGGUGGUGCAGCUCACUGGGCUAAGAGGGCCUGUUCUACACUGUAUCUCUAAGUAAAAUAAAUAAUUACUUGCUGGAGUACGAAUUCCUAGGUUGCUUUUGAACUAGUAUUCAUAAUGGAGAUGUGAGUGUGAUACAAAGCACAAUGGGAGCUUCAUUGUUUCCACGCAUUAGCAGUUACUGUUUGACUCAUGCAGUAGAGUUAGCAUGAUUCCUCAAAGUGGUAACAUGCAGUUAUGAAUUCUUUGAAAACCUGCUGUUAGGCUGUUGCAGCUUCGAUGCACCUGAACAUUGUGAUUUUACUGGAAGAAAGCCAGGAACGAGAAUUUUAAAAUGUGUCUUCAACAAGCAAUUUUUAUACACAUUUGAACUUCACAAACCUUAAUUAUUAAAGGAUGCCAUGGAAUGUACAUCCUGUUGAUUGUAGAUUAUUGGGUUUUGAUAAUAUAAGCACAUAUUUUACAGCAUAUGCUGUAUGAAAGCAUAAAGCUAUUUAGCACAUACUCAUAAAUAGUGUCAAUAAAACAUUGGUAUGUAUCAAGUUAUUAUAUAGCAUAUGAUGUUCAUUUGCAGUAAUACUAAUAUAAUAUUUUUUAUAGCUGUGCUGCCCAUGAACAUUUUCCUGUUAUCUCCUAAGAACUAUAACUUACAACUAUUCUCCCAACUAACUUGACAUUUUCAUUGUUAAUGCCAAUGAUAAUAUCACUUCAGUUCCAUAAUCUGAUGGUUGCAACUUAGUUCGAGGCAGGUAUAAUAAUCACAUUGCCUGCAUACACGUUAUGGGAUGUAGUGUAGUCUAAAUUACUUAUAAUGUUCCUUACUAAAGACAUGGCAUGGCAGUAAUAUAUUUAUAUAAAAGACUAAUCUUAUGAAAUGCAAACCUUAUGAAAGUAUUAAUACAUACCUGUGUUGAGUGAUUCUGAAUUUGAUCCGUAUUAUGUUGAGCACCGCAUCAAAUGUAUUUUAGAAUAUAUAUUGAAUUUGUUACCUUGCACAAACCAAAUGAUUAAAGUAUAUAUUUUUCUAAUUAUCUUGUUUACCCUGAAGUAGUUACAUAAUGUAUUGCAAAGCAAUGUUUAAUCAUAGCUAAACUGUUUAUGUAUUUCAACAAACUGUGUAAACAUUUCACUGGACAAUUAAUUUUUGCCGUUAAAACUUGACAGAUAUCAGCUUUAUUGAAAAUGUACAACAAAACAGUAAUUUAUAAGAUUAACAUGGUUUAUCAAACACUGGCCAUUUUACUGAUACUGGCCCUAUAAAAGCAUUAGUAAAAUGACAUACAUUAAUGUCUAUUUUUAAAGGAACAUUAGACAGAAUGAAACAGUAAAUCAACUUUGGCAAGUUGCAGGAAUCCAGCCCAGACUGAAGAGAAUAAUGUUUCUAUCAUUGUUCUUUCAAAAGGAUUUUCUCAAUCUUCCACUGCAAAUAUGGUGAAAAUUUACCAGGAACCACACAGCUAACCACACAAAGAGUUAGCUUGCAUUAUUUGUCUUUUCCCAAACCUCUGUGAGCAUGAAGGGGGGAAUUUUGGAGUGCUGUGCAGAAACUCCAGAUAUCUGUGCUUAUCUGUAGAGUUCCAACAGCUUAGGUGGUUUCCAUCGUCACAGGUCCAUACCAACUUUAAUUUCCCACAGGUGGCAUACUCAGUCAACUUUACAGGUGUCUCACCACAUAGCCUUCAAUGCUGACACCCUGUUGUAUACAACAUUGGCACAAUUGUUUCUUAUUUUAAAACAGCCAGGUUUAUUGGACUACGUAACUGCUUUCAAAACAUUAAGUUGAUUUAUAAUUCAACAUUUAAAUGCCAACUAUUUUUUUCACUGAGCAGGAUUCUUGUGCUUGUAAGUCAUAUUUCCAUUAAGCAUUGAAACACUGUUGCAUUGUAUUCUCAAUA
This is a messenger RNA of Mobula hypostoma (lesser devil ray), 10646 nucleotides long. It is a transcript of the gene chst15a, whose product is annotated as carbohydrate (N-acetylgalactosamine 4-sulfate 6-O) sulfotransferase 15. The record is from RefSeq and is a predicted model, not a curated record. Gene Ontology annotation, molecular function: N-acetylgalactosamine 4-sulfate 6-O-sulfotransferase activity. The coding region runs from base 732 to 2363 and encodes 543 amino acids. Gene Ontology annotation, biological process: hexose biosynthetic process. The transcript is spliced from 9 exons. Lineage: Eukaryota; Metazoa; Chordata; Chondrichthyes; Myliobatiformes; Myliobatidae.